UCAAUAAUUUUUUCUUCUUGCUGAUCAAAAAAAAUAAAAAAAAGAAAGUUGAGUUAUCUCAAAGUAAAAUUUAGAGUCCGAAUAUAUUCACUAAUUAAAUCAGAAACAAUGUCAUCUUCAGAAGUAACCCUUGAAAGUUUUCUAAUUCCACUAAAGGAGAUCAACUUGGCCACCAGAGACUUGAUCAGUCCAGAAACUUGUAUCGGAAAUGGUGGAUUUGGUGCGGUCUACAAAGGAAAACUUUCUGAAAGUUGGCAAAACCGCACAGCUGCCUUCAAACUCUUACAUCCCGAUCGUUACAAAGGAAAGAAUGACUUUCAUAUUGAGGUUGAGAUGAUCUCCAGCUUCAACCAUGAAAACAUCAUCCCCUUCAUUGGCUACUAUCACGAAGACAAUAUGAUGAUUAUAGCUUCAGAAUACGCCAUCAAUGGAAGCCUUGAUCAUCAUCUCCAAGACCGCAAUAAGAGACGUUGCCUAACAUGGCCACAACGCCUGAAGAUUUGCAUAGGGGCAGCAAAAGGACUCGAGUACCUUCACUCUGGUCUUGGAGAGGGCCGGAAAAUAAUACACAGAAACAUCAAGGGUGCAACCAUAUUGUUAGAUGGUAAUUUCGAAGCGAAAGUUACUGUUUCCAAAGGCCCCAUAAGUCAAAUUCGUAGCAUAAUGACUACUCUUGAUGUUGGUUCCUCCUGUUACAUGGAUCCUAGUUAUAACGAAAGUGGCAUCCUCAAUGAAGAAUCAGACGUAUACUCACUUGGUGUGGUACUAUUUGAAAUAUUGAGUGGCAUGCUCGCUCAUGAUACAAGGAUUAUUGAAGAUCAGAAGCCACAAACUUUGAUGAAUUUGGUCCGAAUCUACUACGAUGAUGGGUUGGAAAAGUUAAUUGAUCCGUUGAUAAGAAAUCAAAUUGAUGAUCAUUCUUUUCGUAUUUUUAAAGAAGUUGCAUGUCAGUGCAUAACUUUCAGAUCGAAGGAUCGACCUAAGAUGGAUAACAUCAUCCAGCGCAUCGAGGAAGCAUUGGAUGUUCAAAUACAAGGAGCUCCUUCCACCAGUGCAACUAUACAAAUCAACCAAUAUCAUGAGCUAGAACGGUUCCUAAUUCCAUUGAAGGAUAUCAACUCUGCUACCAGAGACUUCAGCCCCGAAACUUGUAUUGGUGUCCAUGGAUAUGGUGAGGUCUACAAAGGACAGAUCUCUGAACAUAAGGAAAACCGCACAGUUGCCUUUGACCGCAUGUAUAGCUCACUAGGAGUCCAUCUGUUCCAUACUGAGGUUGAGAUGAUGUCUAGCUUCAACCAUGAAAACAUCAUCGCUUUCGUCGGAUACUGUGAUGAGGAUAAUGAGCACAUUAUAGUUUCUGAAUACGUUGUGAAUAAAAGUCUUGAAUAUUAUCUAAAAGACCCCAAUGAAAUCAGGUGCAUUACAUGGGCACAACGCCUGAAAAUAUGCUUAGGAGUAGCAAGAGGACUCAAGUACCUUCAUUCGGGUCUUGGGGAACACAACAUAGUAAUACAUAGAGAUAUCAAAAGCGCAAACAUUUUGUUAGAUGAAAAUCUGGACGCAAAAAUUUGUGGUUUUGUGUUGUCAAUAUUAGUUGAUCGAAAUAAACCACAAGUAUAUGAACCUGCUGCCGGUACCCCAUUUUACUUGGAUCCCAUCUACUAUGAAAGCGGAAUUGUCAAGACAGAACUAGACAUUUACUCAUUUGGGGUGGUACUAUUUGAAAUGUUGACUGGGAUCUUGGCUUAUAGUAAUGAGAGCAGUAUUGGUAAUGAGGAUCAACCUGAAACACUCAUUAAUUUGGUCCGGCGAUACUAUGAUGAGGGAAUGGAAAACUUAAUUGAUCCUAAUAUAAAAGAUCAAAUUAGUAUCCAUUCUUUCCAAGUGUUCAAGGCAAUUGCAUAUCGAUGCAUUAGUUUGGACUUAAAGGAUCGCCCUACAAUGAACAUGAUCAUCAAAAGGAUUGAAGAAGCACUCGACAAUCAAAACCCCGGACCAGCUUAUAUCGUCACCACACCAAGAAAAGAAUGUCAAAACCUAGAAAAUUUUCUUAUACCACUCAAGGAGAUCUACCUUGCAACCCAAUACUUCAGUGUUGAAACUCAGAUUGGAGAUGGUGGAUUUGGUGUGAUCUACAAAGGACAACUCUCUGAGCACCGGCAAAAAUGCAUAGUUGCCAUCAAACGCCUUGACCAAAAUGGUUAUCAAGGAAGAAAGGAGUUCCUUACUGAGCUUAAGUUGAUUUCGAGCUUCCACCAUAAAAACAUCAUCCGUUUCAUUGGUUACUGUGAUGAAGACAAUGAGAUGGUUAUAGUUAGCGAAUAUGCUAGUAACGGUAGCCUUGACAAUCAUCUCGGAGACUCAAAUAAGAGGCGUUGCCUAACAUGGGCACAACGCCUCAAGAUUUGCUUAGGGGCUGCAAGAGGACUCAACUACCUUCAUUCAGGUCUAGGGGAGGACAACAGGGUAAUACACAGAGACAUCAAGAGCGCAAACAUAUUAUUGGAUGAAAACCUUGAAGUGAAAGUUUGUGAUUUUGGUCUGUCCAAGCAAGGCCCCAGAGAUCAGCAUCCUACGCAUCUCUAUACAAAAGCUGCUGGUACCAACUUCUACUUAGAUCCUAUUUACCAGGAAAGUGGCAUCCUUCGUAAAGAGUCAGACGUGUACUCGUUUGGUGUGGUACUAUUUGAAAUUUUGAGUGGAAUGAUGGCUUUCAACCGCAAGAGCUUAGGGAACGAUAAACCACAACCAUUGAUAAAUCUUAUACGACGCUACUACAAUGACAGACUCGAGGAAUUAAUUGAUCCCUUUAUUAAGGAUGAAAUUGAUAGGCGUUGUUUUCAAACCUUCAAAGAACUUGCGUAUCAGUGCAUUAGUUACAAUUCAAAGGAACGACCUACAAUGGAAACAGUCAUUGAGAGGAUUGAGGAUGCAAUAUAUUUUCAAGGAAAUUCUUCUAAUUGAUUACUUUGAAGGGAUUAUUCUUUCGAAGGCAAGAAUAAAAACUAGCAUGGAGUAUAUAAUAUGAGAAACACUCUAACUUUUUUAUGGUGAUAUGUACAGAAUUUGAUGAAUAAUGCUUGAGAUAUAUGAAAGGGUUUGGAAGACAAAUUUAGGUGAACUGGUUCUUAAAACUUUUUACAUAACUUAUGUUAGUAGGUUAACCUAGACCGUUAAUUCUAUUAGUUACGGUUAAUAAUGUUAGGUAUGUUGACAGUUAAAUAGGAAUCGUUGUGAUGGUUUGUGAAGCGUCGUGUUGGUUGGAGUAUGUCCAACCGUCUAGUCAUAUGUAUAUAAAGGGGUAAUAACAUUUGUAAAAUGUGUAAAAUAGAAGUAGUCAUACAACCUAGAAAUAGUCCAAGUUUGUUCCUAAGAGUCAGGAGAUCUUUUCUCCAAUUUCUUGUAUUUAAACUGUACAUCCAA
Molecule: messenger RNA, 3423 nt
Organism: Lactuca sativa (garden lettuce)
Lineage: Eukaryota; Viridiplantae; Streptophyta; Magnoliopsida; Asterales; Asteraceae
Biological process (GO): protein autophosphorylation
Cellular component (GO): plasmodesma; plasma membrane
Molecular function (GO): ATP binding; transmembrane receptor protein tyrosine kinase activity
Source: RefSeq, a predicted model, not a curated record